UUUUUUUUUUUUUUUUCAUAAGAAUAAAUAGAGGAAGAUAGUUAACGUGUCGUGUUUAUCCAAAAUUUCUUCACUUGAUAGCUACCACAAUCAGAAAGAAUCCAUACCGGAAUCACAAUCGGAAUCGAAUGGGGAAAUCAACGGCGUUCAAGGACACUUUCACUUUCGAGGAACGAUGCCAGGAAUCACAAGAUAUCAUCGCCAGAUAUCCCGAUCGUCUUCCUGUUGUAGUGGAAAGGUAUACUAAAACGGACCUUCCUGAGAUGGAGAAGAAGAAAUACUUGGUACCCAGAGACAUGUCGAUCGGGCAGUUUAUUCACAUACUUAGUAGCAGGCUUCAUCUGUCUCCCGGAAAGGCUCUAUUCAUAUUCGUGCAGAACACCUUACCUCAAACGUCUAGCUUGAUCGAGUCGGUUUAUGAAUCGUUUAAGGAUGAAGACGGGUUCUUAUACAUGUGCUAUAGCAGUGAGAAAACCUUUGGCAACAUGAAUGGAUUAUCUGCAUCUUGUUGAUGUGUACUCUUGUUAAAAUGUAAUUAAAAUGAUCAACUGAUAUUCUCUCAAGUAUUUGGUAUAUUUCGUCCCCGUGGAUUAUGGUUUAAUUCAUAUAUAAUGUUUAUUAUCUUUACUGGUU
Molecule: messenger RNA, 633 nt
Organism: Helianthus annuus (common sunflower)
Lineage: Eukaryota; Viridiplantae; Streptophyta; Magnoliopsida; Asterales; Asteraceae
Product: autophagy-related protein 8i
Exons: 5
Coding region: 129-512 (127 amino acids)
Biological process (GO): cellular response to nitrogen starvation
Source: RefSeq, a predicted model, not a curated record